This is a messenger RNA of Hyalella azteca, 735 nucleotides long. RefSeq names its product serine/arginine repetitive matrix protein 5-like. The record is from RefSeq and is a predicted model, not a curated record. Bases 1 to 735 code for a protein of 244 amino acids. The transcript has a single exon. Lineage: Eukaryota; Metazoa; Arthropoda; Malacostraca; Amphipoda; Hyalellidae.
AUGAGUUUCGUAGGAGCCAAAGAAAAGCAAUCUUGUGGCGUCAGUGACCUGCUGAGCGCUCGUGUCAACAUCAGCCGCAGACGACGAACGCGCGGCUCGAGCUCGGCACGCAGCCACUCUUACAUCAGCCGCAGACGACAGACGCGCGGCUCGAGCUCGACACGCAGCCACUCUAACAUCAGCCGCAGACGACAGACGCGCAGCUCGAGCUCGACACGCAGCCACUCUAACAUCAGCCGCAGACGACAGACGCGCGGAUCGAGCUCGGCACGCAGCCACUCUAACAUCAGCCGCAGACGACAGACGCGCGGCCCGAGCUCGACACGCAGCCACUCUAACAUCAGCAGCGGACGAGUGUGUGACUCUAGCUCGACACGCAGCCACUCUUACAUCACCCGCAGACGACAGACGCGCGGCUCGAGCUCGACACUCAGCCACUCUAACAUCAGCUGCGGACGUGUGCGUAACUCAAGCUCGACACGCAGCCACUCUUACAUCACCCGCAGACGACAGACGCGCGGCUCGAGCUCGACACGCAGCCACUCUAACAUCAGCAGCGGACGAGUGCGUAACUCAAGCUCGACACGCAGCCACUCUAACAUCAGCCGCGGACUAGUGCGUGGCUCAAGCCUGACAUGCAGCCACUCUCGAGCGUCGCGCUACCUGAUUACUUUGAAGAAAAGAACGACAUGCUCUAUAAAGAUAUAUGUUGAGCAGAACCUCGCUUGCAACUAG